Molecule: messenger RNA, 916 nt
Organism: Daucus carota subsp. sativus
Lineage: Eukaryota; Viridiplantae; Streptophyta; Magnoliopsida; Apiales; Apiaceae
Product: universal stress protein A-like protein
Exons: 4
Coding region: 145-720 (191 amino acids)
Molecular function (GO): AMP binding
Source: RefSeq, a predicted model, not a curated record
UCGUGUAAAUAGUUUGGGGCAAGGGGACCAAAGCGUAGCCCAGGCAAGCAUCACUCGUAUAAACAGACAACAGCAGGUUCGGGUCAAGAGGCGAAUCCAAUCAAUAUCAUUUCUUCAUCUUGACGCUUCCGGAAAGCAAUAACAAUGGCGGGAACACGCGAAUCGGAGAUCAAAGCGGCUUCGGCUUCGGCAUCUUCUGAGCCUCCGACUAGAGUUAUGAUGGGAGUUAACGAGUCUACUAUCAGAGGUUAUCCUCACGCUUCAAUCAGUAGCAAAGGAGCUUUUGAAUGGACUCUUAACAAGAUCAUUCGCAAUAAUUUCUCUGGCUUUAAGCUCCUUUUUCUUCAUGUUCAAGUUCCUGAUGAAGACGGAUUUGAUGAGGUGGAUAGCAUCUAUGCAUCACCUGAGGACUUUAGGAGAUUGAAGCGCAGGGAUAGAAUAAGAGGCCAUGAUCUGUUGGAGUACUUUGUUAAAAGAUGUCACGAGAUUGGGGUUGCUUGUGAAGCAUGGAUCAAAAGAGGUGACCCCAAAGAGGUGAUCUGCCAUGAGGUGACACGAGUGCAGCCAGAUCUCCUGGUUGUAGGGAGUCGGGGACUGGGUCCCUUCCAGAGGGUUUUUGUGGGAACUGUGAGUGAAUUUUGUGCAAAGCAUGCUGAGUGUCCAGUUGUAACUAUCAAACGCAGUGCUGAAGAAACUCCUCAGGAUCCGGUUGAUGACUGAUUCUUGUUAAAAUUGCAGCUUCUGUCGUCCUAUGUUAAUAUACGCUGAUUGUGAAUUUGUGAUUCUGAGAAUUUGCUGUGUAGAUAAACUCGUUAACUUUCAAUUUCUUCUCUCAUCUGCCCUCUGCACAUGAGAGAUAUCUGUACUAAAGACCGGCAUUACAAUUUGCAUUAAAGCACUAUUGGAUUUCAGAUUA